UUUUCUUGCUUUUCUUUUCCUCCUCAUCCCAAGGCUAGCAAACAUCUUGCUUUCGGACUAUCUGACUCGUUACUCGUCUCUGUGCACUGCCUGAACAUUCCCUGUUUUUCUGUCAAACACGUCGCCACGUCAGCCCCCACCAGCAAGAAACCCCACCCAGCUGAGGUCGCCGACCUCUGUGUCGGAAAUUCACACCAUAUCAGUAGAAAUGAGUGAAUUCCCUGGAAUAGGUUCGCCCUCCGCGGCAUCUUCUUGCUCUACCAUGGGGAAGCCCGCAACCAAGUCAACCUCUCCAUCGCAAGCAGGACCUCGCACCAAUGUUGCAUCCCAAGCUUCCUAAUUUCUCCCUCGACCUCGCUGGGGUGGUCGCCAUUGCUGACCUUUCGACUGUCUCCCAACGCACAGUUAUUACUGGAACGGCCGCCCUCCUAGACUGCCUCAUUCUCUGCCCGGGCUUGCACCUCCAGCAGCAUGCCUCAGAUCUCAACAAGGGCGAGUACCCGGCCGCCGCCGCGAUGACCAGCGGCUAUGUGUUCCGUAUUGAGAACCCAGCCACGGUGCACUACCUCCAGAAGAUCAGCAAAACAGCUCACCUCACCACCGUCGAAGUCGUCAAUAUUGACAACCACAUGAGCUGGGCGGAACGGGCCGCGAAUGUCCUGUUUAUCACGGCCAAUGCCAACAUAAUCUCCGUCCUAACAUACGCGAUAGCUGCCUCACUGACCAUCGCCGUCUUGGUUUGCCUGAUCCUAAUGAAGGAUUGGUGGGGCCUGUUCGUGAUCCUGAUUAUGAUUCUCGCGCGCGCCCUCAACGUGGUCUUAAUCCGUCUUCGCAGCCAGAUGAACUGGAUUGACGCUCGCAGCCGGUUGGACUGGAUUGGCGCAUCUGAGACGGGCCGGAGCGAUCUGCUCGUUCUUCUGAGCCAAGACCGAUGGGUGCGUAUUCAGGGCGCCAUCGACGAUGUGAAAGCCGUCACGGCGGGCCAGUGGCUCCGCGAGAUGGAGCCCUAUGAGAGCUGGGUUGCCGCUAUUGCCACUGUGCUCACAUAUCUCGAUGCCGCUUUUGCCAGUAACGCGACUCAAUUCGGAAAGCUUCUCUUAAUCUUGCUACUGAUUGUCUCAGCGGGUCUGCUGGCUGUGGCUAAUCAGUUCACCACCAUAUUGCAGAUGCAUGGGAACGUCCUGGAGGUAAAGAGGAGGUCUGAUAAGUAUGGCAGACGCUUGGAUAUGGCUUCGGAGCUUAUCGCGGAGCAUGGAGGAAAGAGGGGCUGGGCGCUGCGAUUAGGGUUGAUAAACUCGGAGGACUACUUUGAUUCGGACGUGGAAUCUCGAGGAUGUUCGGCUUCGUCGGCCACCGCGUCAGGAAGCCAGGGGGCCGUGCGUCGGAAGGCGGGUACGGUUGAGGGGAUACAUGCCGUCACGAUGUGAUGUCGAUGAGAGAACCCGCUACGCAUAGUUCGUCUCCUCUCUCUCAAUAGGAUAUCUAGGAAAAAAAAAAACACUUGUCUCUUGAGGCUAGACUUGUGCUAUAGGGGGCCAAGUUGAACGCCGGACGGAAUUUUCGGGGUGAUGAGUCAACGAUUGAACUGAUCUGGAAAAGUUCGAAUGUGAGUGAUGUCGCCUGGACUAUAAUGCGGGUCUGUAGUGUUGGGAGAUGGUGCAGUACGGCCGAUUGGUAUGGUUGGAAGAGCGACAGCGAGGUACCGGAGUAGAGUUCGGCUCAUGUUUGUAAGUAGGUCAAGUACCAAGCUAUAAUGGGAUGGUUUUGAGAACUUGGCAUAAGGAUUCUACAGUUGGCAUACUCAAGUUGUGGGGGCUGCUCGAUCUUGGUAGAUCCUGAGGUCAAUUGAGCAGCAUCAGGUGACUGACACAUGACCAGACAUAAUAGUCUGUUGUGAGAAUGGAC
Molecule: messenger RNA, 1905 nt
Organism: Aspergillus eucalypticola CBS 122712
Lineage: Eukaryota; Fungi; Ascomycota; Eurotiomycetes; Eurotiales; Aspergillaceae
Exons: 1
Coding region: 318-1427 (369 amino acids)
Source: RefSeq, a predicted model, not a curated record